Molecule: messenger RNA, 957 nt
Organism: Diaporthe amygdali
Lineage: Eukaryota; Fungi; Ascomycota; Sordariomycetes; Diaporthales; Diaporthaceae
Exons: 3
Coding region: 1-957 (318 amino acids)
Source: RefSeq, a predicted model, not a curated record
AUGUCUUACAACGACAACGACAACUCCAACUACGGCGGCAACGACUCGGGCCUCGGCUCUGAGCGCCGAGGACAAGAUUCUUACGGCAGCGGCAACAACGACUCCUCCUACGGAGACAGCCAGCGCACCGGUGGCACGUACGGCGGCGACUCCCUCACCUCCGGGGGGAGGAAUGACAGCGGCCUCGGCGGUUCCACCGGGUCCGACUCGUACGGAACCGGACGCAACACCGGCUCUGACUCCUACGGCUCAGGUGGAGACGGCCUGGGCAGCUCUGGGCGCACCGGCGGGCUGGGCUCCGACUCGUACGGCUCGGGUGGUAACAACGACACCUUUGGCUCGUCUGGCCGUAACACCGACAGUGGCUUUGGCUCCAGCCGCAGGGACGAUGACAACCUAGGCAGCUCCGGUCGCACUGGAGGCAUCGGGUCUGACUCUUAUGGCUCAGGCGGAGACACCCUUGGCAGCUCCGGCCGUACUGGUGGCCUCGGUUCCGACUCUUACGGUUCGGGCGGUAACACCGACAGCGGUUUCGGCUCCAGCCGCCGGGACGACGACAACCUCGGCAGCUCGGGCCGCACUGGAGGCAUCGGGUCUGACUCUUAUGGCUCGGGCGGAGAUACCCUUGGCAGCUCCGGCCGCACCGGCGGCCUGGGUUCCGACUCUUACGGCUCUGGACGUGAUGAUACACUCGGCUCAUCCGGCCGCAACACCGACAGCGGGUUUGGAGGCAGCUCGGACACCACUGGCCUGGGCUCCUCCGACACAUACGGCAGCAGCGGGAACCAGAGCACAUCUCACGGGCGCGACAAUGACGAGUACGGCAGCGGCGGCAGCAGCGGCAAGAAGGACUCUACAUUUGGAAAGAUCCUGGAGAAGGCUGGUGAUGUCCUGAACAACGAGAAGCUGGAGAACAAGGGACGCGAGAAGCGGGAGGGUGCUUCAAACGAUUAUUAG